Molecule: messenger RNA, 1509 nt
Organism: Labeo rohita (rohu)
Lineage: Eukaryota; Metazoa; Chordata; Actinopteri; Cypriniformes; Cyprinidae
Gene: mal2
Product: mal, T cell differentiation protein 2
Exons: 4
Coding region: 388-915 (175 amino acids)
Biological process (GO): myelination
Cellular component (GO): membrane
Molecular function (GO): structural constituent of myelin sheath
Source: RefSeq, a predicted model, not a curated record
UUUAUUUAAUAUCAAUUUGGGGUGUAAAAUAAUGUUUACUUAGGUAUGCUGAACCUAAGCAUAUGUGUAAAUUAUUAACUGAAGUUGUGAAACUGUUCAGUUAUUUUUGUGCAUGACCAAACAGAAGAAAAUAAAAUAAAUCUUAUUGUGGACAAAGGAAAACUAAGAAAUAACUAAAUCUACACCAAAAACAGAGGCACAUUUUAAAUAAUAAAGCCUGUCAAAUUCACAAAUUAUACAAAGCAACUCCCAACUGUGGGAGCGAAAAAUGACCUAACAAGAUGGGAGUGGCUACACCUGUCGGACCUGUUCCUGAUACAUGACUCCAGCAGGAUUCUCCUAUGCGUUAGUCUUUUGUUCAACCUGUGCUUGUCAAGCUGAACGAGGAUGGCGGAAACACCGAACCCAGCCACUACCUCCUUCCCAGCACCGACUAUUGCUCUACCCCUUGGAAUGGAAAUAUUGAGGACAUAUUCAGGGGCCUUGAUUUGUUUGGAAAUUGUGUUUGGAGGGUUGGUGUGGAUAUUAGUAGCGUCGACGAAUGUGUCUGUGCCAUUGUUGCAGGGAUGGGUGAUGUUUGUUUCAGUAACCAUGUUCAUCUGUUCAUCUGUAUACCUUGCCCUGUUUCUGCUGGGCCUGGCUGACAAGAUCAACACUGACUGGAAUUUCAUGGACAUGUUCUACCAUUUCAUCGCUUUGCUGUUUUAUUUUGGUGCAUUUUUGCUGGAGGCUACAGUUUCAUCUGCGGGUACAUAUGUCAAUAGCACCUGCAUACGCAGACCCCGUGGCAAUAUAAUCACAUUUCUGGACUAUAGAGAAUAUAACAUUAAUGUCGCUGCUGCGAUAUUUUCAUUUAUAGUGACUUUGUGUUAUGGCUGUAGCAUGUUCAUGGGCUUCAGAAGAUGGAGAAAAUAGCACACAAAAAUGAAGCAUAUGUAACCCAUUCAGAACACAAUGUCAAAUAUCAACUGAACUGUGACAUUACACAAGUUGAUAAUGGUUUACCACAAUGUCUCUAGGGUCUAGUCUCAUAAAACAGGAAUCAUUUUUAAAACAUAAUUAUGUAAAAUAUUUUACAUUUUUUGGUGAUUUGGGCAAAACUUAUAUGCAGUAAUAUUUGAAUUUUAUAGUUUUAAGAGGUUAUUGUUAAACUUCAGCUGUGGGCUGAGAGGUCUAAUAUUUUAGAUUUUUUAGAUGCUAGAUUUUUACCCUCUGGAUGGCUUUAAUUUACUGAUGUAAACAGAAAUUGUAAAUCCAUUGUAUUUCACUCCGGUAUUAGCCAUUGCUCUAACAACACCAAGGCAAACACUUUUUUAUGUAUUUAUUUUUAUUUUUUAUUUUUUUUUUAAUUAUUACAAAUGUCAUGUAAAGUUACACAAGUCAGAUGCAAAUAUGUAUGUAAUGUGCAUAAUGUAUUUAAUAUAUAUUUUUCUCUUUUCUUUUCUUCUGUACAAAAUUGAUUUAUGUUAUGUUUUAUAGCAUAAAUAAAGCAUAAUUUUUAAUUCCUAA